CCCUCGCUGCCGAGCAAACCAGCCGGCUCCCUGCGGUCGCGAGGAUGGGGGUUGCGGUCGCGCUGGGCUUCGGGGCCGCACGGCUCUUCUUUUACCCGUCGCUGCUCUACACCCUGGUGCGGGAGCGGCUGCCCGGCUCCCAGCGGCCCUGGUUCCACCGCAUCGACCGGGCCGUGCUGCUGGGGGCGCUGCCGCUGCGGGCACGGAGCCGCAGGCUGGUGGAGGAGGAGAACGUGCGCGGGGUGCUCACCCUGAACGAGGAGUACGAGACCCGCUUCCUCUGCUGCUCUGCCCAGGAGUGGGAGGCAAUGGGAGUAGAGCAGCUGCGUCUCAGCACCGUGGACCUGACUGGAGUUCCCACAUUGGAAAACCUGCAGAGAGGUGUUGCAUUUGUACUGAAGCAUCGGGAGUAUGGGAACAGUGUCUAUGUGCACUGCAAGGCAGGACGCUCCCGCAGUGCCACCAUGGUGGCAGCAUACUUAAUUCAGCUGUACCAGUGGAGCCCUCAGGAAGCAAUAGAAGCCAUUGCCAGGGUCCGUCCUCACAUCCUUGUUCGCCCCAGGCAGGUCCAGGUACUGGAAAGAUUUCACAGGAAUGUGAUUGCUGAGGCAGCUGCAGAGAGUCAUCAAGAGCUACCAGAAACCAUUCAUCAGCUCCCCACAACAAGCACAAGUUCUUAGUGAACUAAUAAGGAAUGGACUGCUGCACAACCAAUAAAGAACUUUUCAGGCGCACAACA
This is a messenger RNA of Gopherus evgoodei (Goodes thornscrub tortoise), 739 nucleotides long. It is a transcript of the gene PTPMT1, whose product is annotated as protein tyrosine phosphatase mitochondrial 1. The record is from RefSeq and is a predicted model, not a curated record. Gene Ontology annotation, biological process: protein dephosphorylation. Gene Ontology annotation, molecular function: phosphatidylglycerophosphatase activity; protein tyrosine/serine/threonine phosphatase activity; phosphatidylinositol-4,5-bisphosphate 5-phosphatase activity. The transcript is spliced from 4 exons. NCBI's taxonomy places the organism in Eukaryota, Metazoa, Chordata, Testudines, Testudinidae. The coding region runs from base 45 to 680 and encodes 211 amino acids.